AUAUAAAAGUAACAUAUUCCUGUUUUUUAAAAAUGAACAGGAAAGUUCAAGAAAGUAAGACACUCCCACUACGUAUAUUCUUUUCUGAGAUCUUUCCACCCAUUGCACAUAGGAGUGCAGGGAAAAUGCUGGCUCUUCAAGGCUGGGGCUGGGGGAAAGUGAGAGAAGGGGAGAAGCAAUUGGACAGGGAAUAGAGAAGGUAAAAAAAACCUAUUCCUCGAAGAGGAAGAAAAGACCAAUGGACAAGGGAACAGAUGCACUUUCUCCCUGUUAACCAGAGAAAGGCAAAUUCCAGCCACAAGGAGAAGCUCUCCUCAGCCUCUGGGAUCGGCAAAAGAAAAUGAGUGGCAGGACCUGAUGUAGCCAGGAAGGAAAGGGGUGGGCCGACUCUUGCCGCACUGCUGGUGGGAGUGGUAAUUGGGGUCUUGAACUCACGGGUGACGUGGCCCUUACGUGAGCAGGAGCUGACGUUUGCAGGCGUCCUUCUAAUUCUGGUCCUGGUUUGGUCCGGUUACCAGCUCCAUAUUACCCAGAGGGCGGGCGGGCCUGUGGCCAGGGAAGGAGGAGGAGGUAACUGCCCGCAUCCCAGCAGUAGGGCGCUGUACCACUCAGAGCAAAAGAAUAACGUAUCUGCCCGGAAUCCCGCAGGUCUGUGCAAAGGUUGCAGGACACAGUGGACUUCCAGGCAAGGAAAAGAAGGAAGAAACUGCCUGGACCUGUGCUGGUGUAUGUGGGGGUGCCACUACCCCAAGACAUCUGGAGGGGUAGGGGAGGUUCCACUGUAUCUGCAAGCUGCAACCGGGCCUGCCAGCUGUAGCUGAAGACUCCGCUCCCAACAUAGAAGAAACCCCACUCUACCCUGGUUAAAAAUUUGGUUCAGACGUUCACCCCAGCAUGGGCCGUACUCGGGAAGCUGGCUGCGUGGCCGCUGGUGUGGUGAUCGGGGCUGGCGCCUGCUACUGCGUGUACAGGCUGACCUGGGGAAGAGAUGAGAAUGAGAAAAUCUGGGACGACAAUGAGGAAGACGAUGAAGAAGAAUCUAGUGAUAUUGUAGAGACUGGUGUCCAGACUGGAAAAGGACCUAAGGCUAAUGCUGGGGUGGGGGCUGGGGCUAGACUUCAGGAUGAAUCAAAGGUCAAGGCUGAGGUGGGCAUGGAACUCCAGAAUGGUUCAGAUGUAAAGGCAGAGGCCCACUUGGGGGCGCAGAGUGGAGGUGGCCUAGAGGCCAAGGCCAAAGCCCUUUUCAGCACUCUGAAGGAACAGGCAAGUGCAAAGGCCAGCAGAGGAGCCAGGUUGGGCACUAUCUCUGGGAACAGGACCCUUGCACCCAGUUUGCCCUGCCCAGGAGGCCGGGGUGGAGGCUGCCACCCUACCAGGAGUGGGGCUAGGUCUGGAAGUAGGGCAAGCGGAAAAACCAAGGGAAGGACCCGAGGUAAGAGCACCAGGACUCCAGCUACAUCAUGGCCUGUUCGCAGGGGCAAGUUUAACUUUCCCUAUAAAAUUGAUGAUAUUCUGGGUGCUUCUGACCUUCAAAAGGUUCUUAACAUCCUGGAACGAUCAAAUGAUCCUUUUAUUCAAGAAAUAGCCUUGGUCACUCUGGGUAACAAUGCAGCAUAUUCUUUUAACCAAAACGCCAUUCGUGAAUUGGGUGGUCUUCCAAUUAUUGCAAAACUGAUAAAAACAAAAGAUCCUAUUAUUAGGGAAAAAGCUUACAAUGCCCUUAAUAACUUGAGUGUGAAUGCUGAAAAUCAGGGAAAGAUUAAGACAUAUAUAAGUCAAGUGUGUGAUGAUACCAUGAUCUGUCGCUUGGACUCAGCUGUGCAGAUGGCUGGACUAAGACUGUUAACCAACAUGACUGUGACUAAUCAUUACCAACAUUUGCUUUCCUAUUCUUUUCCAGACUUUUUUGCUUUGUUAUUCCUGGGAAAUUACUUCACCAAGAUUCAGAUUAUGAAACUAAUUAUAAACUUUACUGAAAAUCCAGCUAUGACAAGAGAGCUGGUCAGUUGUAAAGUUCCCUCAGAAUUGAUUUCCCUCUUUAAUAAAGAAUGGGACAGAGAGAUUCUUCUUAAUAUCCUUACUCUAUUUGAGAAUAUAAAUGACAACAUAAAAAAUGAAGGGCUUGCAUCAUCUAAGAAGGAAUUCAGCAGAAGUUCACUUUUUUUCUUAUUCAAAGAAUCUGGAGUGUGUGUUAAGAAAAUCAAGGCAUUAGCAAAUCACAAUGACCUGGUGGUGAAAGUAAAAGUCCUAAAAGUACUGACCAAACUCUAAUUUGGAGUAUGGUCCAAACAAUAUUGAGAUAAUUUUUCAGUGUGCACUGGGAACAAUGCAUUUUGUAAAUUCUUUGUUUUCCACUGUGCUUACAUGACAAUGAGAUCCUUUUGGCUCCUACUCUGGAAAAAUGAAUAUCAAGAGUCAUCAGUGAUGUUACUUGUGGUGGCUGGUUUCAGUAUGGAGCAUUUUAAUGAUUUAUUGAAUACUAGAGCUUGUGUAAAGAAAGCAUUUAUUGAUUCCAUCUUGCUACCAAGAUUGAGAUAUUUUUUACUCUUUACUCUACCUAAACUGAAAGCAGACUAAUCAUAAAUAAGCUACACUUUUGUAUUGGUUUACAUUUGUUAAUCUUUGACUUGUGUUUCAUCAAUAAAGUUGUGUGUUUUAACCAGCAAAAAUAAUUAUUCUGUCCUUGAG
This is a messenger RNA of Mustela erminea (ermine), 2688 nucleotides long. RefSeq names its product armadillo repeat containing X-linked 1 (gene ARMCX1). The record is from RefSeq and is a predicted model, not a curated record. Lineage: Eukaryota; Metazoa; Chordata; Mammalia; Carnivora; Mustelidae. Gene Ontology annotation, molecular function: protein binding. The coding region runs from base 895 to 2271 and encodes 458 amino acids. Gene Ontology annotation, cellular component: mitochondrion. The transcript has 4 exons.